Cheilinus undulatus (humphead wrasse) is the source of this 5966-nucleotide messenger RNA. It is a transcript of the gene myot, whose product is annotated as myotilin. Lineage: Eukaryota; Metazoa; Chordata; Actinopteri; Labriformes; Labridae. Gene Ontology annotation, molecular function: cell-cell adhesion mediator activity. The coding region runs from base 203 to 3142 and encodes 979 amino acids. The record is from RefSeq and is a predicted model, not a curated record. Gene Ontology annotation, cellular component: axon; plasma membrane. The transcript has 18 exons. Gene Ontology annotation, biological process: dendrite self-avoidance; homophilic cell-cell adhesion; axon guidance.
UCACACUUGCCCCAGUCCAUGUGUUGGUGUGUAAAUGUGUGUGUCAGCUCGGUCCCAGCCAUGACUGGCAGCCGCACCGUCACAUAGUCAGCAUUUGGAUCAGUCCCACUUCACUUUGGAUCAAUACUUUUGUUGUUGUUGUUGGAGGAGAGCAGACAGAGAAAGAAUAAUCUGGACCGCUGCCUCCUGGAGAGCCUGAGACAUGGCACAAAUCCAGAGGGUGCAGAAGAAGACUAGCACCAUGUCCCUGACCAUCUCCUCUUCCUCGUCUGCGUCCUCCUCUCGAGAGCUCUCCUCCUGCUCCUCCUCCUCUUCCUCUUCCUCCGCCUUCAUCGCUCAGAGGCACUCCAGCCUGGUGCAGCCUCUGUGUGUCAGCCCUCAGAGGACUCAGAGUCCCAUCUACACUCAGCAGUAUUCAGGAAACGGGGUGGCUCCUUCUUUUGUCAAGUGCCUCCAUGACGUGUCCACAGAGAAAGGCCAGUUGGUGGUCCUGGAGUGCAGACUGAGGGGAACUCCUCCGCUCCAGGUCAUGUGGUACCGGGAGGAGGAACAGAUUCUGGACUCUGAUGACUUCAGGAUACUACGAAAGAAGGCCAGCUCUGUGUCGGUGCCCGAGGAGCUGUGCACCCUAGUGAUCACCGAGGCCUUCCCUGAAGACUCUGGUCUUUUUAAAUGUGUGGCCCUCAACUCCUUCGGGACCGUCUCCUGUUCUGCAAUCCUGGAAGUUUACGAUGACGUGGAGGAGACGCUGGAGAUGGAGGCCAUCCGUCAGCAGGAGGCAGCGUCUCUGAGACGGGAGGAACAUGCUGUGUUCCAAGAGGAGAUGGUUUCCUCCAGAAAGAGCACAGAGGACUUUCCCCCUGACCUGCCCGGCUCUAAGACCCUCCCCGCUCCUGAGUGGCCUGACAGCCCGCGUGAGGAUAGCCUUCCCAGUGCAAAUUUCCCAGAGCCUCAGCAGGAUAACCACAGCGAGGAAGAGAGGGUCCUCAGCCCAGAGAGCCAAAAGUCACCAGAGGUCACCGUCACAGCCUGCUCGUCCACGCCUUCUCCUCCCCCCACUCCACCAGAGUCACCCACUGAAGUCCAAGAGACACCCAAGAAAACCAAGCUGUUCACCCCGAGCAAGCUCAGCUUCACUUCCUCCCAGUCAGGAGGGAACAACAUGAACCUCUCGGACCUGCCAACCUUCACUCCCAGCACUUUCCCUCCCAGUGCCUUCAACUAUGAGCGACCGAGGCAUUUUAUUCAGUCUCAGGCUGCCUUCCAGGCUCCCAGCUAUGAGAGCGUAAUGAGGGAGGCCAAGGAGAACCAGAACAACUCCCAGAACUUCAGCAGCCCCCUAAGUAGUCCCACUGUCACAGAGACUCAAACAAAGAUGUCACAGAACGAGUCUUUUUCUCAAACUCAGUCAGUGUCAAAGUCUGUGUCGCAAACCCAGACCCAGUUUCAGACCAUGAGCUUGGACCAGAGCCAGGUCCAGUCUGCUGCUCAGACCCAGACCAACGGGACAGUCAAGUCCUCUCCCUCCUCGUCCAGUCUCAGCUCCCCCAUGUCCACCCCAGCCUUCUCUGCCCCACCCACUCUUUCUUCUUCUGUUCCCUUACUCAGUCCUUCCUCCCUUUUCCCAGACUCCUCAUCCUCUCUCCCCCGCACCACCAUGCGCUCCACCAUCACCCUCACUCCCAGUGUUCCCAGUGCUACUGGCCUCGGCAGCGCCACCCUACCAGCCAAUCAGGACAGCCUGUCAGCGUCUGCCGCCUACCUCUGCUCCGUGCUGCCCUCUAACUCCUCCUUCACCAAGCUGUCUCCUACCUCCAACCACCCCUACCCCUCUAUCUCCCCCUCUCGCUCCCCCCUCCUCCCCUCCAGCCCCCUCCUCCCCAUCAGGGCCUCCUCCUCUCCUUCCUCCCCGCCUCAGCAGCCUCUGCCAGUGUCCCCUUCCCUCCCUCGCUCCCCGCUCUCCCCGUCUUCUGUCCCACAGCCCAACGCUCCCAGCAGUCCGAGCAGGGUCCAGCCUGCCGUGGUCUCUCUGCCCGCCAGCUACAAGGGAACGCCACACACCCUUCCCAAGCCUAUCCUGAAGAAGUCCAUAGCUCCUCGUCCCUCCUCCUCUCGGUCCACGGACGAGGACAUUCAGGGCUCCAAGGACGCCCUGAUCCAGGAUCUGGAGAAGAAGCUGCGCUCUAAAGAGGCCAGAAGGAGAAACAACCAGAAACUGUCCUACGAGGAGCGUAUGGCCCGUAGGCUGCUGGGUCCAGACAACGCCAACUACAUGUUUGACCAAGACAGUCUGUCAGACUCACAGCCAGACCAGCCAGAAUCACCAGAAGGACGGCACACGGGCGGACUCUGGGGGAGGCACCACUCAGGGACAGAUGAGAGGAGCAACGAGGGCUCAGCUAUCCAGGAGAAAUGCUACGCUCCUCGCUUCCUGCAGAUCCCUCAAGACCUCACAGUAGAGGAGGGUCGCUUCUGUAGGAUUGACUUUAAGGUGGGAGGCCUCCCUGCUCCAGAUGUGUGCUGGUACCUGGACGGUAAAGCCAUCCGUCCUGAUGACUACCAUAAGAUGCUGGUGUGUGAAAAGGGGAUGCACUCGUUCAUCAUUGAGAUUGUGACGGUGCACCAUGCAGGAGUGUACGAGUGUGUGGCCAGAAACAGAGCAGGAGAAAGCAGAUUUACCAUGAGGCUUGACGUUCUGGCCCAGGAAGUUCUCCGCCCUCCCACAUUUGUCCAGAAGAUGUUGAACUCCAGAGCUCUAGAGGGCGACACUGUCAGGUUAGAGUGUAAAGUGGAUGCCUCCCCUCCACCACAGCUCUUCUGGAAGAAAGACAAGGACAUGCUGCGUAUCGACCCGAACAGAAUGAGUCUGUACCAGGACGGUUCGGGCCGUCAGUGCCUCUUAAUAGAGAGGGUGACCAAGUCUGAUGCGGGUUGGUAUACUCUCUCUGCCAUCAAUGAAGCCGGCAUGUCCACAUGCAACGCAAGGCUGGAUGUAGGAACUCGUUCUGCCCCGCCCAUGAAAACGGCGCCCCCUGCUUCAAAGACGCUGAAGCUGCUGUCCUCUCUGAGCCACGUGCCCUCACUGACGGUGGAGACCCCGGCCCAGCACACCGCCCCUCUGUUCGAGAGCGAGGAGCUGUAGCCCCAGGCUGAGCCGGCUUCAUCCUCAGACCGUGGUCAGGAGCGUCAGAGCGGUCCCAGCGGGCGGAGCUUCUGUCCCCGCCCUUUAACAGCAGAUAGAGUAACGCUUUGAUUGUGAAGUUAACAGCAGACAAGAAGACAUUUUAGCAGUUCUUGUCAGUCCAAGGCCAUUAAACCACCCCGUUUUUGUUUGUUUUUGUUGUGCAGGAUUGCUACAGUUUCAUUUUUUAUUUUACAAAUAACAUUUCAGAAUCAAGGCAGGAAUUUUUGCUGCUCACUUGCUCAAAACUUUCAGUAUGUUGACAUGCGGUCGAAUUAUCGUGCUAGUCCAGCUAAAACUGGGCUUUUUCAAUUCACGCCUGCAAUUAAGUCACAGAGAAUGUCUGAGGUGUACAGAGCUGUAGAAAUGCCCAUGGUCCAUCAGUAACCAGCUGAAAGGGGGCAUAUUACCAUCUAACUUCUUGCUUUACAUACGUAGUGGAAAAAUACCAACUCUUACGCCGUGUCCUAACUGUAUGCUGCACGAGCAUCAGUGUCAAAAUCUGCUUGAUUGCACAGACUCUGAUCGUCCUGACAGCAUGCAAGCAAUGCAGCACAACAUUGUCCCCGUUUCUAUUGUCCUUUCACAUGAGAGGGGCAAGGAACAAGGAAAGAGGGAGAUGACAAGGUAUCAGGAGACCCAUACAGGAAUAUUUCCUUGAUUUUCUCUCACUUCCCCCCUGUAACAGAGCUUGUUAGCUUGUUUUUAAGAGUAGAGAUAGUUGUGCAGUAAUAAUAUUAGUAACUGUGUUUGAAUGUUGCUCUGUUGUGUAUCAAUAUUUGGAUUAAAAUUGUCAAAGCCUUGCUAAUGCUAAGUUUUCUACGUUUUUCUAGACGUCGACUGUUUACCAGGGCUACAUGAGAAUCUUUACUUGACAGAUGGCCAGAUUUUAUGUCUAUCAUCAGACAGAUUGAUCUGUAAAAGCUCCAAUCAGAAACAUUAGGGCAGAGUCUGAAAUGACCUGACCAAUCAGCAUCAUUUAAGGGGAAAGAGGCGGUAGCUGCAGGCGGGGUGUAGUUGUGCUGCAAGCUGGUAAGCAGUGGGUUAGCUCAGAUGUAGCUUGAGUACAGGGACAGUUUUUAUCAGAACAUUUCUUCAUUCGUAGAAGAGCAAAGGAUUGCUCUGGAAGCUUUCCUUUGCAGGAGAGCAGCUGGCUUCAGUCAUAGCUAAUGGCUACUGUGGCUAGUUCACUCUGGUGCUGUGGAUGCUCACUCAUUGCUCUGAUUGGCCCGUAACGAAUGAGACAAAGAGAACGUUUCUCCAAUUACCCUAAAAUACUUUCUCUGGGAGCUUUCCCACAUGGAUGUGAGACCCAUGGGUUUGUGACACAGAUUCAUCUGGCGUGCCAGGUUAUGAUUGUCACGGCUCAGGGAAUCAAAUCUACAGUGGAUGAAUGGGGCGAUGUCUGCCGCUGGCGUGCUGUUGGGACACGGUGCUACCAUAAGGAAUAUUUGGGGCUUCUGUUGUCACACCAAAACACCUCAAUGCUGUCCAUCAGCUGACGUUUGCUCCCACUCUGCCCGUCGUCUCUUUCUCUCAGUAUGAAAGCUUAAACGUCCAUGUUUAACACCCCUUUAACCCUCCACUCUGUCCUCUGUCCGUAGCCUCUAGGCCUGUCUAAGCCGCAGAGCAGCUUGUCUACAUCAGGGUGCCAGAGAGCGGGGACCCCCACUGCACCUGAAGGUGGUUGCACACAGCCAUGAACAUGCUAGGACACUCACGUGGAGACAAGGACGCCAUAAGGGGGGAAAAUGGGAGAGCUUUAAGGGGCCAGCAAAAUCAUAGUCCAUUGUAAAGUUAAGCUGUGGUAUUUUAUAUUUAACCUGAAUAAUAACCACUCUUAUCAAAGAAACAAGUUUUGAUUCAUUUGUGUAGUAAGUAGUCCUCUUAAAAAUGUAAAUCCUUUUGUUUAAAACUGAAUGAAGAUACAUUAAUAAUAGCUUAAAUGGGUUAAUAAUGGCAAAAAAUGGAGGGAAAGGUAGUGAAAUUGGAUUUUAAAAGUAGCAGAAAUGGGUUAGAAAUGGCAAAAACUUGCAUAUAAAGCAGUAAAAGGGGAUUCAAAAGUGGCUAAAACGGCAUUUAAGUGGCCAAAAUGGAUGCAAAUUUAUUGAAAUUGGAUGAAAAUUGAUAUAAACCGGCAUAAACUAAACCCUUCUUUUCUGCUUGUUCCUGCUGAGUUUAUGAGCAAAGCUGAGCAGACCGAUGCGCUCACUGACCACAAACUCCCUCCUCCUCCUCUUCCUCCCUGUGUCAGAGCUGCUGUCAUGUUUAUAGUCAUCCGUGUGCUGGGUGGAUGCGACUCAGGAUCAUAUGGGAAUAUUUCUUCACUGCAACUGGUGCAUCUGCAAAAGUGUGUUUGCAGGUUCAUAUUCAUUUACACCACAAACACUUGCAUGGUCUAUUACAGCAGUGGUUCUCAACCUUGGGGUCGGGACCCAAUUUGGGGUCGCGAAACGCUGAGAAGGGGUCAGAAUCCCCCCAAAAAACUAAGAAUAUUUUUUAAAUUACAGUUUCCCCUUUACACAAAUUUAGCCAAAUUUUCACCCAUUUUCAUCAUUUUUCCUACCAAUUUUAACACUUUUGUGCCAGUUAAAAAGCUUUUUUUGCUCAUUUUCUGCCUGUUUUUAUCACUUCCUAACCAAUUCUCACCACUUAAGCCGAAUGUUGCCUCUGUUGACCCAUUAUUACCACGUUAACCCCAUUUUACCACUUUUUACACACAUUUUUCCCAUUUUAGCCACAGUUAAGAUAAAAAAGAUAUUUUUUUAUCAGUCCCACAAGUGGA